GCCACGAUUGAUUGUGCAGCGCUGUAUUUCAUUUAUCCACUCAUAGUGAGGAAAGGCGCACAGAAAACAUGGUAUAUUAUUGCGAUAAAGUCGACGACAAUGUCUUUCAUCAUGAAAUUUAUAACAAAAUCUCGCAAAGCAUACCACAAAACAAGGAGCAGAUAUUAGAGGCCUUGAUGGACAUCAGAGACUCUAUAUGCGAUAUUCUACGAGGAUGUGAAACAGAUGUCAUUGUGGAGGUUCAUAUAAAUGAUCAUCAAAUUCAGCCGAUGAUUAUUCAAAGUGGGCACGGAGGAAACAAACUAGAAAUGCGUAUAGAAAAAGAUGGAACAAUUCAUCUUCGCUGGAUCAGACAAACCUGGUCUACGUACUUACGGAAAGCGUGGUUUAAUAUCUGGCCCGGAAAAUAGUUUCAAUGCAGCGUUGAUUUUCGUAGGGGGUAUUCCAUUAUUCGAGUCAGAGUUAUCAAUUAGAUUCCUCGCAGCUGGUCAGACUAUUCCUUUUUUCUUUCCUAUUCACAUUACAACAAAUGUUUGCAUGUAGUUAACGGAAAACUUGCCUAUUUUGUAAAUACCUUGCAA
This is a messenger RNA of Saccostrea cuccullata (small rock oyster), 581 nucleotides long. RefSeq lists its product as uncharacterized. The record is from RefSeq and is a predicted model, not a curated record. The transcript has 2 exons. Bases 69 to 410 code for a protein of 113 amino acids. Lineage: Eukaryota; Metazoa; Mollusca; Bivalvia; Ostreida; Ostreidae.